UUUUUUCGCUUCUCUGGAUCGUGUUCCUUUCGAGGUCCGCGAAGAUGCAGCUCAAACCAAUGGAGAUUAACCCCGAGAUGCUGAACAAAGUGCUGACCCGGCUGGGGGUCGCCGGCCAGUGGCGCUUCGAGGAUGUACUGGGACUGGAGGAGGAGUCUCUGGGCUCGGUGCCAGCGCCGGCCUGUGCGCUGCUGCUGCUCUUUCCGCUCACGGCGCAGCAUGAGAACUUCAGGAAAAAACAAAUUGAAGAGCUGAAGGGACAAGAAGUCAGUCCCAAGGUGUACUUCAUGAAGCAGACCAUUGGCAACUCCUGUGGAACCAUCGGACUCAUUCAUGCAGUGGCCAAUAAUCAGGACAAACUGGAGUUCGAGGAUGGGUCCGUUCUGAAACAGUUUCUUUCUGAAACAGAGAAGUUGUCCCCUGAAGACAGAGCAAAGUGCUUUGAAAAGAAUGAGGCCAUUCAGGCAGCCCACGAUGCUGUGGCACAGGAAGGCCAAUGUCGGGUAGAUGACAAAGUGAACUUCCAUUUUAUUCUGUUUAACAACGUGGAUGGCCACCUCUAUGAACUUGAUGGACGGAUGCCUUUUCCGGUGAACCAUGGCACCAGCUCAGAGGACUCGCUGCUGCAGGACGCUGCCAAGGUCUGCAGAGAAUUCACUGAGCGUGAGCAGGGGGAGGUUCGCUUCUCCGCUGUGGCCCUCUGCAAGGCAGCCUAAUGCCCCAUGGGGCACUUUGCUUCUCCCCCUCUUCCCUUCAUUGUGAAAGUAUAUCCCCCCCCCCCCCC
Messenger RNA from Budorcas taxicolor (takin), 784 nucleotides. It is a transcript of the gene UCHL1, whose product is annotated as ubiquitin C-terminal hydrolase L1. The transcript is spliced from 9 exons. NCBI's taxonomy places the organism in Eukaryota, Metazoa, Chordata, Mammalia, Artiodactyla, Bovidae. Gene Ontology annotation, molecular function: cysteine-type deubiquitinase activity. Gene Ontology annotation, cellular component: cytoplasm. The record is from RefSeq and is a predicted model, not a curated record. The coding region runs from base 45 to 716 and encodes 223 amino acids. Gene Ontology annotation, biological process: protein deubiquitination; ubiquitin-dependent protein catabolic process.